This is a messenger RNA of Monopterus albus (swamp eel), 783 nucleotides long. Its product is annotated as helix-loop-helix protein 2-like. Bases 261 to 695 code for a protein of 144 amino acids. Gene Ontology annotation, molecular function: DNA-binding transcription factor activity, RNA polymerase II-specific; RNA polymerase II cis-regulatory region sequence-specific DNA binding; protein dimerization activity. The transcript has 2 exons. Gene Ontology annotation, biological process: regulation of transcription by RNA polymerase II. NCBI's taxonomy places the organism in Eukaryota, Metazoa, Chordata, Actinopteri, Synbranchiformes, Synbranchidae. The record is from RefSeq and is a predicted model, not a curated record.
UCCCUCGUCACUUCGCUCCAGCUGGUGUCUUAUUUUGCGCACAGCCAGGCGCAGAGCAACAAAGCGACUUGCAGAAGCGAAGCGCACUAGGCGCGCUAGGGCUGGGGGGAGGACGAGCGGGACUGCAGGAGCAUGUCUGCUUCACCCGAAGUCAAACCUAAUCUCAAUCCCCCUGUUUCCAACGGAAUGGGAGCCAAAGCAGCACGGAGGCUGGUGGAGAGAGAGCCUUACCUGUCCUAGCUGUUAACUGAUGCAGCUUUAUGAUGCGACAUUAUGAACCAUUUGGAUCUGGUUCUUUGAAUAUGCAAGGACAUUUGCAGUGUGAGGUCAGGAGCAUGAUGCUCAGUCCUGACCAGCCCGAGCUGCCCUGGGGCCAAACCGACACGGAGGCUCUCCUCGACACUUGGAAAGCGCAGUGCGAGGCGGAGCCGGUGGAUGGAGAUGGGAAGGCGCGCCCCGUGCGUGUGACCGCCCUCAGCAGGGAGGAGAAGAGGCGGAGAAGGCGCGCGACAGCUAAGUAUCGAUCCGCGCACGCCACCAGGGAGCGAAUCCGCGUAGUGGCCUUCAACGUGGCCUUUGCUGAGCUGAGAAAACUGCUCCCAACGCUCCCUCCAGACAAGAAGUUGUCCAAGAUUGAGAUCCUACGACUCGCGAUUCGUUACAUCUCCUACCUCAACCACGUGCUGGAUGUUUAGGCUGUAACACGGUGAACAGUUGGAGAUUUCACUGAGACAUGAUGAGCAGCUGGGUUAUUUCAGGAAGCAACGCUAAAAUAUAUAUCAA